Entrophospora sp. SA101 is the source of this 5543-nucleotide messenger RNA. NCBI's taxonomy places the organism in Eukaryota, Fungi, Glomeromycota, Glomeromycetes, Entrophosporales, Entrophosporaceae. The record is from the annotation of a GenBank genome assembly.
CAUCAUCUAGUUUAAAGGGAAGAAGUGCCAUUAUUAAUGCAGCCUUAAUCGAUCCAACUAAAGCGGAAGCAACAGAAGCAACGACAAUGCUUAGUCGUGGUUUUAGUAUUAGUAUUUUAAGGCAAGCAACUGUAUCAUUAAAAGAAAGGUCGAGUGCGGCUGCUUCAACGAAAGCUAAUGAAAAGGAAAAACUUCCUAAAAUUUCGAAGCCAGAACCAAAAAAGCCAAGGUCACCUUAUGUAAUUUUUUUGAGUGAUGAAUAUAAAAGUGAAAGAACAAAAAAUCCCGAAUUAAAAAAAUUAGGCGACAUUUCUAAAGUUUUAGCUGAAAGAUGGAAAAAUUUAUCAAAAGAUCAAAAAAGCAGCUACGAAGCAAGAUUUCAGCAAGGUAAAAAUGAGUACAGAAAGAAGUACGAAGAGUGGCAAAAUUCUUUAACAUUGGAAGAUAUCGAGCUUGAGAAUCAACAUCGCGGAUUGAAAAACAAAAAACUAUUGAGAGAUCCAAAUCUUCCAAAGAAACCCGUCACGUCAUAUAUUCAUUUCGUUAAGCAGAAUUUAAAUGUAAAUGAUGGCGAGAGUUCCACUUCUCGUUUAUCUAAACUUGCUGAAAAAUGGAAGAGUUUAUCAGAAGAGGAAACGGAGCCAUAUAAAAAUUUAGCCGAAAAAGAUAAAGAAAGAUAUAUUGUUCGUAAAAUUGAAACAGAUUUCGACAUUCCAGUUACAAAAUAUAAAUCUUCUGUUACUGGUUUAACAGCCAUCAAUGUUAAAGCCGAAGUUCCACUUGUUUAUGGAUAUUUUUCAGUUGCAACUGAAGGUGUAGACAACACAUCUUACACAAUUACAACAGCUGGUAGUGAGGGUUUUUUAAAUAUGUUACCAAUUUACGUUGAUCAUGUUUUAUAUCCUACUUUAACCGAUUCUGGUUAUUACACUGAAGUUCAUCAUAUUAACGAAAAUGGAGAAGAUGCAGGAGUCGUUUACAGUGAGAUGCAGGGAUCUCAAAAUAGCGGCGAGUCUCUUACUCAACGAAGACCUGAUAAUCUAUGUCUUUUGUUAAUUGGUAAUGUUGAAGAAGAUAAGCUGUUGAAAACACUUGAUAUUGCCGAUGGCAGAAUAGCCAAGAAGGGUCCAUUACCACCACACAAAAGACCAUUUGUUGAUUCACCAAAACCUCCACCGCUUAAAAAAACCAUAAAAGAGAUUCUAGAAUUUCCUGAAGAUGAUGAAUCAAUGGGUCAUGUUUCUAUUCUUUGGAAAGUAUUUCAAAAAGAAUUUGUUGAAAUCCAUGAUCCGUUAUGCACAGACAUAAAUACCAUGAUUAGUGAUCAAAUAACCACGACCAUCCAGGCCAUGUUUUCUAAUGUUCCAACUAAAGAAUUAGAAACAGUAUCAACUAAAAUAUUUGAAUUGUAUAAUAGAGUUGUACAUAAGGAUGGAAUUGAUAUGGAAAGGAUGAACACACUCAUAAAAAGAAUCAAGUUACAAAAUCUUGAAAUUUAUGACCAAUUAUUGAAAUUUGAUCAAAAAAAUUGGAUAGAACUAUUGAAAAAAUAUUAUUUAGAUAAUCCAAGUAUAAUUUUACUUGGUAAACCAUCAGCAAAAUUCGCAGAAAAAUUGUCCAAGGAUGAAGAAGAACGUGUGGAGAAACAGCGCAAAGAUUUAGGGCCUGAAAAUUUAAAAAAACUAAAAGAAAAAUUGGAAGAAGCUAAAAGGAAAAAUGAUGUGCCAGUGCCAAAGGAAGUUAUGGAGAAAAUUCCAACUCCAAACGUCGAUAAUAUUUCAUUUAUAAAAGUCUUAACUGGAAGGAAUAAACCUUAUGGAAAAUUUAAUAAUACAGUUCAAUCUCACUUGGACAAAGAUAAUAGUGUAGAUUUACCAUACUUUACGCAAUUUGAUCUUUAUCUUUCAACAUCGACAAUUCCAAGUCAUCUACGCCCAUACAUUGAAAUCUACCUUGAGUCUAUAUUCGGCUUGCCACUCAACAACCCUAUAACGGGUGUUCGUCUUGAUCAUGAACAAGUUAUAACUGAAUUGAAUAAAGAUACUAUCGCGUAUGAUAGUGCAAUGGGUGAAAGACGUGACGUUUUAUUCCAAGAAAAGUUUCUACCAAAAGUUAUUAGUGAAUUAUCAAAAAACCCUGAAAAAGUUAUUAAAGACUUUUACGAAUUUAGAAAAAUAUUAACAUCACCUGAAAACAUGAGGAUUCAUGUGAUUGGAAAUAUUUUAAAAUUGGAUAAGCCAAUAAGUUCUUGGGUUAAAAACUUCAAGAUUGUAGAAUUUAACAAACAAUUAGGUUCAAUACCUUUGGCUAAAACGGUUUUGACUGAAUAUGGAAAAAACCCAGGAAAUAAGGUUUUGAUCAUUAAUACAGUUCAAUCUCACUUGGACAAAGAUAAUAGUGGUUAUAUCGUUAAACUUCCUACCAUUGAAGGAUCUUAUUCUUAUCAUGUAACAAAAGGACCUGAUACUUUUGAUUCGCCUGAUUACCCACCAUUGUUGGUAUUAUGUGAGAUUUUACAGACUAUGGAGGGAAUAUUUUGGAAGUUGAUACGUGGUCAAGGUUUAGCCUAUGGCACUCGCUUGAAAAUUGAUCCUGAAUCAGCAUCAUCUAGUUUAAAGGGAAGAAGUGCCAUUAUUAAUGCAGCCUUAAUCGAUCCAACUAAAGCGGAAGCAACAGAAGCAACGACAAUGCUUAGUCGUGGUUUUAGUAUUAGUAUUUUAAGGCAAGCAACUGUAUCAUUAAAAGAAAGGUCGAGUGCGGCUGCUUCAACGAAAGCUAAUGAAAAGGAAAAACUUCCUAAAAUUUCGAAGCCAGAACCAAAAAAGCCAAGGUCACCUUAUGUAAUUUUUUUGAGUGAUGAAUAUAAAAGUGAAAGAACAAAAAAUCCCGAAUUAAAAAAAUUAGGCGACAUUUCUAAAGUUUUAGCUGAAAGAUGGAAAAAUUUAUCAAAAGAUCAAAAAAGCAGCUACGAAGCAAGAUUUCAGCAAGGUAAAAAUGAGUACAGAAAGAAGUACGAAGAGUGGCAAAAUUCUUUAACAUUGGAAGAUAUCGAGCUUGAGAAUCAACAUCGCGGAUUGAAAAACAAAAAACUAUUGAGAGAUCCAAAUCUUCCAAAGAAACCCGUCACGUCAUAUAUUCAUUUCGUUAAGCAGAAUUUAAAUGUAAAUGAUGGCGAGAGUUCCACUUCUCGUUUAUCUAAACUUGCUGAAAAAUGGAAGAGUUUAUCAGAAGAGGAAACGGAGCCAUAUAAAAAUUUAGCCGAAAAAGAUAAAGAAAGAUAUAUUGUUCGUAAAAUUGAAACAGAUUUCGACAUUCCAGUUACAAAAUAUAAAUCUUCUGUUACUGGUUUAACAGCCAUCAAUGUUAAAGCCGAAGUUCCACUUGUUUAUGGAUAUUUUUCAGUUGCAACUGAAGGUGUAGACAACACAUCUUACACAAUUACAACAGCUGGUAGUGAGGGUUUUUUAAAUAUGUUACCAAUUUACGUUGAUCAUGUUUUAUAUCCUACUUUAACCGAUUCUGGUUAUUACACUGAAGUUCAUCAUAUUAACGAAAAUGGAGAAGAUGCAGGAGUCGUUUACAGUGAGAUGCAGGGAUCUCAAAAUAGCGGCGAGUCUCUUACUCAACGAAGACCUGAUAAUCUAUGUCUUUUGUUAAUUGGUAAUGUUGAAGAAGAUAAGCUGUUGAAAACACUUGAUAUUGCCGAUGGCAGAAUAGCCAAGAAGGGUCCAUUACCACCACACAAAAGACCAUUUGUUGAUUCACCAAAACCUCCACCGCUUAAAAAAACCAUAAAAGAGAUUCUAGAAUUUCCUGAAGAUGAUGAAUCAAUGGGUCAUGUUUCUAUUCUUUGGAAAGUAUUUCAAAAAGAAUUUGUUGAAAUCCAUGAUCCGUUAUGCACAGACAUAAAUACCAUGAUUAGUGAUCAAAUAACCACGACCAUCCAGGCCAUGUUUUCUAAUGUUCCAACUAAAGAAUUAGAAACAGUAUCAACUAAAAUAUUUGAAUUGUAUAAUAGAGUUGUACAUAAGGAUGGAAUUGAUAUGGAAAGGAUGAACACACUCAUAAAAAGAAUCAAGUUACAAAAUCUUGAAAUUUAUGACCAAUUAUUGAAAUUUGAUCAAAAAAAUUGGAUAGAACUAUUGAAAAAAUAUUAUUUAGAUAAUCCAAGUAUAAUUUUACUUGGUAAACCAUCAGCAAAAUUCGCAGAAAAAUUGUCCAAGGAUGAAGAAGAACGUGUGGAGAAACAGCGCAAAGAUUUAGGGCCUGAAAAUUUAAAAAAACUAAAAGAAAAAUUGGAAGAAGCUAAAAGGAAAAAUGAUGUGCCAGUGCCAAAGGAAGUUAUGGAGAAAAUUCCAACUCCAAACGUCGAUAAUAUUUCAUUUAUAAAAGUCUUAACUGGAAGGAAUAAACCUUAUGGAAAAUUUAAUAAUACAGUUCAAUCUCACUUGGACAAAGAUAAUAGUGUAGAUUUACCAUACUUUACGCAAUUUGAUCUUUAUCUUUCAACAUCGACAAUUCCAAGUCAUCUACGCCCAUACAUUGAAAUCUACCUUGAGUCUAUAUUCGGCUUGCCACUCAACAACCCUAUAACGGGUGUUCGUCUUGAUCAUGAACAAGUUAUAACUGAAUUGAAUAAAGAUACUAUCGCGUAUGAUAGUGCAAUGGGUGAAAGACGUGACGUUUUAUUCCAAGAAAAGUUUCUACCAAAAGUUAUUAGUGAAUUAUCAAAAAACCCUGAAAAAGUUAUUAAAGACUUUUACGAAUUUAGAAAAAUAUUAACAUCACCUGAAAACAUGAGGAUUCAUGUGAUUGGAAAUAUUUUAAAAUUGGAUAAGCCAAUAAGUUCUUGGGUUAAAAACUUCAAGAUUGUAGAAUUUAACAAACAAUUAGGUUCAAUACCUUUGGCUAAAACGGUUUUGACUGAAUAUGGAAAAAACCCAGGAAAUAAGGGUUAUAUCGUUAAACUUCCUACCAUUGAAGGAUCUUAUUCUUAUCAUGUAACAAAAGGACCUGAUACUUUUGAUUCGCCUGAUUACCCACCAUUGUUGGUAUUAUGUGAGAUUUUACAGACUAUGGAGGGAAUAUUUUGGAAGUUGAUACGUGGUCAAGGUUUAGCCUAUGGCACUCGCUUGAAAAUUGAUCCUGAAUCAGCAUUUAAUGAGGCUAGAAAAGUCAUUGUUAAAUUGGCCGAAAAAAAGAUGGAAUACGACGUUACAGGGUUUGAAGGUGCAAGAAGUAGUUUAAUUUAUUCUUUAGUUAGGAAUGAGUCGUCAUUGGUUGAAGCAGCUAGAAGCUCCUUUAUUAAUCAAUCAUUAAAAAAUAUGAGCGCUGAUUAUAAUAAAGAAUUAAUUAAAAAAGUUCAGGCUGUAAAAAUUGAAGAAUUGAAUGGUUUAAUGAAAAAAUAUUUGUUAAACUUAUUCAAACCUGAGACUUCUAUUGUUAUUGUAGUUAGUACAUCUAAUAAGGUUAAAGAUAUCAAGAAAGGAUUUGGUGAAAGCGGAUUUAAUUUGGAGGAAAAAACUCUGGAUAAAAUAAUUUAA